GUGACGGUGUGGAAGUAUGUGGAGUGGAAUCUUGCCUCUAUUCCUCGCCGGGCUGCAGCUCCUCUGUACAGAGCGUGUCCGCUACUGUCAAGCCCAGAGGCUGUCUGUGGAUAAGAACGACACUCUGGUCCAGAGCGCGAUGAGGGAACAGCGGUACUACCUGCUCCGUCUGUUCGGGCACUAUGGGGACAACGGCAAGCUGACCUUCGAGGGGCUACACAGGCUGCUGGUCAAUCUGGGUCUGGGCGCGGUGCAGGUGGUGGAAAUCGAACACGAAGAUCUCGGGCACGCACACGUCUCGCACUUGGACGUUCUCGACCUGCAGGAGAAAGGACAUGUACAUAGCCACGUUCUAGACGACCACCAUGCCGACCAACCCACCAGCAAGGUGGAGGCUAACUCUGCGACCAACCCCUCCACACUGAGCCACAGAUUGGAGCAGAGAGCCAAGACCAAGAGAGGACUUCCUGCUUUGGGAAGAGACGAUGACUUGUGGAACCGUAGGCCCAGCGGCUCCAAAGUCGGGAGGUUGGCACGUCAGAGUGUCGAUGAAACAAAGUCCACCCUCACAUUGGCCAAGGACAUCACCUUCAACCACUCCAAAUUCAACCACUGGCACGGAAAUUGUUUGAAUGUAAGCCAGCUUCUGGUGAACUUUGGAUUGAGUUCUGUGGACGAGAUUACUAUGCAACAGUUUGCGUACAUCUGUCCAGCAUUGUUGCAUCAGAUCGACAGCCGUGUCUGUAUCUACCAUCACGACUGGCUCAAGAAACAGCAGACGAAUGAUCACUCCACAUCAGUGUGGCUCUGUGGCUUUGCAGCCAUUACUGCGAUCAGCCUGACAUCACUGAUGGCCGUUGCUGUAAUACCGUUCCUGGGGCCAUCUGUGUCCGAAUCGCUUCUCAACUUCCUUGUGGCACUAGCUGUGGGCACGCUCGCAGCUGAUGCCCUGCUACAUCUCAUGCCUCAUGCCCAGGAUCACACACACAAGACUCCAGAGAGCAGUACAGGGCACUCAUUACUGGAGGGGAAGGAUGCGAUUUGGAAAGGCCUGACUGUACUGGGUGGAAUCUACCUCCUCUUUCUCAUCGAGAACCUCAUAGGUUUGUCCAGGAACCACGGUAGAAAGAUCAAGUCGACAGAUAAAAGGCAGCAGGCGGCCAUGACAGGCCUCAAAAUGGAAGAUUGUGUCAACGUCGAAGCAGGCCGCUUGGAUCCUGACCACGAGAAGAUGCUGAAGGUGUCACUGAGUGACUGCCAACGUUCAGAGGCUUGUGACGGGGAAGAUCUGGAUGAGACGGUGACAGAGGUGACGUCUCUUGGACAUUCCAGCCACCCACGGGCCGGUGAAAGUGAGCAAGGCCCCCGACGAGAUGACUCCAGCCUCAAGCCACAAGGCCGAUCCUGUACGCACUCCCAUGCACUGGUUGGCGCGCAGGGCUCUGGGAUGGCGAAUAUUGCCUGGAUGGUGAUCGUAGGAGAUGCCGUGCACAACUUCACCGAUGGCCUCGCCAUUGGGACUGCGUUCUCCACUGGCAUCUCCGGAGGGUUGAGCACCACCAUUGCUGUCUUUUGCCACGAACUUCCUCAUGAACUCGGUGACUUUGCUGUGUUGAUACAGGCAGGGAUGGAGGUGAGGAGAGCUGUGAUAUUUAACCUGGUGUCGGCUGUCUUCAGUUACCUGGGCAUGGUACUGGGGAUUAUAGUCGGACAAAACACAGUCAACGUAACUUCUUGGAUAUUCACCAUUACUGCAGGCAUUUUCCUGUAUGUGGCGUUGGUCGACAUGCUCCCCGAAAUGCUACGAAGCCAAUCCAACGGCAGACGCAAGCGACAUCUCGGACAGUUUUUGGGGGAGAACCUGGGCUUCCUGCUGGGAGCUGGAGUCAUGUUGUGCAUCGCACUGUUUGAGGAUCGACUUCUCUUCGACUACAGCUAUUAAUAUUGUGAAGCCACGUGGAGAGGAGCAGCGCAGUUCCUCAUACGAUGAAUGAAUGAAUAAGUUUAUUGGCCAAGUAUUCACAUACAAGGAAUUUGCCUUGGUGCUCCGCCCGCAAGUGACAACAUGACAUGCAGUGAGGAAUGACACAUAAAACAUUAUUAAUAAAAUGAUAAAUAUGAUACGAUAGAAC
This is a messenger RNA of Amblyraja radiata (thorny skate), 2132 nucleotides long. It is a transcript of the gene slc39a5, whose product is annotated as solute carrier family 39 member 5. Gene Ontology annotation, biological process: intracellular monoatomic cation homeostasis; zinc ion import across plasma membrane. Bases 17 to 1942 code for a protein of 641 amino acids. The record is from RefSeq and is a predicted model, not a curated record. Gene Ontology annotation, cellular component: plasma membrane. Gene Ontology annotation, molecular function: monoatomic cation:bicarbonate symporter activity; zinc ion transmembrane transporter activity. NCBI's taxonomy places the organism in Eukaryota, Metazoa, Chordata, Chondrichthyes, Rajiformes, Rajidae. The transcript is spliced from 10 exons.